AUGCGGUCAAUAAUUUUAUUUACUUUUGUUGCGCUGAUAGCCGAGAGUGCAACCCAGGAGGAGGAGCAUCCGCUGCCCGAUUAUUUGGUCUUUAUGAAGCAAUUUAUGGUGAACAUACAAGCUCGUGAACCAUCCGGGAUCAUGGUGUGGACAAGGGACAGUCCGUUGAUUGAAAUGUUUGGAAUAGAACUCUACGUUGGGAAGCAUAAUCACAGCCAUCACGAACCAAUCUGGGAUCGUCAGCUAAUGGUCAACGUAACGGACACCGUGCACGGGAAAUUUCUCAUUCAAGACGAAGAGAUGCUCAUCGAAGCGGGUGACACGAUUCGAUACAGAUUUUUGGUCCUACACAAGCGGACGGUAUCGCACAGCAACUACCGAAGGAUAUUGGUUACAGAUCACCUGUUUUAUCGACCAAGGAACUAUCAUUGCUUCUCUCAGUGUUUAAUAACAGAACAGGAAGGGUAUCACGAAGAGGCUGCUAGGGUGAAAGAAAUACUCGAACGAAAGAUAGAGCAAUGUGUGGGAUCGCAAGGCUCGGAACAUCUCUUCUUUCCCUUGACCGGCGCUACGAAGCUGGUGAGCGAUGCACAGUAUUUCGUAAAAUAUCGUCUUUGGCAACUCGAAGAUCUAAGACCAGAGGUGGACAGUAUAGUCACAACAACGUACGUGGCCCAGAAUGGUGUCGGGUUUAAAAUGAGAACCAUAGUUGAUAAGUUGAAGGUUUUGGAGCUGGCGAGAGGCAGAUUGGAUGUGGUUGACUUUGAUACCAUGCUGCAGAAUGCUUAAAGUGAUGCCAUGGCCAAUGCUGCACGACAAUAACGUUUUUAUUAAAUGUUUUAUUAAUGA
Molecule: messenger RNA, 849 nt
Organism: Anopheles cruzii
Lineage: Eukaryota; Metazoa; Arthropoda; Insecta; Diptera; Culicidae
Exons: 2
Coding region: 1-789 (262 amino acids)
Molecular function (GO): carbohydrate binding
Source: RefSeq, a predicted model, not a curated record